AUGGGGCUGAAGGCUCGGCGCGGCGCUAGCGGGGCGGCGGCGACAUCGGGCGGCCGGGCGGCGACAGGAGGUGGCGGCGGUGGCGGCGGAGGUGGCGGCGGUGGAGACCCCGAGCAGGGCUCGCUGGCCCUGGGGUCCGGAGCCGAUCGCGACGGGACUCUGCUGCUGGAGGGCGGCGGGAAGGACGAGGGGGGCAAGCGGAGCCCGCCGGGCUUGGGGCUGCUGGCCAAGACCCCCCUGAGCCGCCCGGUGAAGAGGAACCACGCCAAGUACCGACGGGUCCAAACUUUGAUCUACGACGCCCUGGAGCGACCCCGAGGCUGGGCGCUGCUCUACCACGGCUUCGUGUUUCUGAUUGUCUUGGGGUGUUUGAUCUUAGCUGUCCUGACAACUUUCAAGGAAUAUGAAACUGUUUCAGGAGACUGGCUCCUCUUGUUGGAAACUUUCGCCAUUUUCAUCUUUGGAGCAGAGUUUGCCUUAAGAAUCUGGGCUGCUGGGUGUUGCUGUCGCUACAAAGGAUGGAGGGGGAGACUCAAAUUUGCCAGAAAGCCUCUGUGCAUGCUGGAUAUCUUUGUGCUGAUUGCUUCAGUGCCAGUGGUUGCUGUUGGGAACCAGGGCAAUGUUCUGGCCACAUCUCUCAGAAGCCUCCGCUUCCUUCAGAUCCUAAGGAUGCUCCGAAUGGACAGGCGGGGUGGCACAUGGAAGCUUUUGGGAUCGGCCAUUUGUGCACAUAGCAAAGAACUCAUCACUGCUUGGUACAUCGGGUUCCUGACGCUCAUCCUAUCCUCGUUUCUUGUUUAUCUGGUUGAAAAAGAUGUGCCUGAAAAGGAUGCUAAUGGCGUGGAGAUGAAGGAAGAGUUUGAAACCUAUGCAGAUGCAUUGUGGUGGGGGCUGAUCACCCUUGCUACGAUUGGGUAUGGUGACAAGACCCCCAAGACAUGGGAGGGCCGGCUGAUUGCAGCUACGUUCUCUCUCAUUGGAGUGUCUUUCUUUGCUCUUCCUGCAGGCAUUCUGGGAUCAGGGCUGGCACUGAAGGUCCAGGAGCAACAUCGUCAAAAACAUUUUGAGAAAAGAAGAAAGCCAGCAGCUGAACUCAUUCAGGCUGCCUGGAGAUACUAUGCUACUAACCCCAACAGGAUUGAUCUAGUUGCUACCUGGAGGUUUUAUGAAUCAAUUGUAUCAUUUCCAUUUUUUAGGAAAGAGCAAUUGGAUGGUACUGCCAGUAAUGUCAUGUUUAGUAGGGAGUCAUUCUUUGGAUCAAGCCUCACAAGAAAACUUAGCCAAAAGCUGGGUCUCUUGGAUCGGGUUCGUGGUACCAAUACUAAAGGAAAGCUAUUUACCCCUCUGAAUGUAGAUGCCAUUGAAGAAAGUCCUUCAAAAGAGCCUAAGAAUGUUGUCUUGAAUAAUAAGGAGCGUUUUCGCACUGCAUUCCGAAUGAAAGCGUACGCUUUUUGGCAAAGCUCAGAAGAUGCAGGUACAGGGGAACCCAUGGGAGAAGAGAGAGGCGACAGUAGUGACUUCCUCAUGGAAGAGAUGAUCCCCACAUUCAAGACAGCCAUCCGAGCUGUCAGAAUACUACAGUUUCGUCUCUAUAAAAAAAAAUUCAAGGAGACAUUGAGGCCUUAUGAUGUAAAGGAUGUGAUAGAGCAAUACUCAGCAGGGCAUCUUGAUAUGCUUUCCAGAAUAAAGUAUCUUCAGGCAAGAGUAGAUAUGAUUUUUACACCUGGACCUCCAUCUACUCCCAAGCAUAAGAAAUCCCAAAAGGGAGGAGCUUUUUCUUACCCUUCACAACAGUCUCCCAGAAAUGAUCCAUAUGUAGCCAAAGCAUCUACAGCAGAUACUGAAGACCAAAGUAUGAUGGGCAAAUUUGUUAAAGUUGAACGACAGGUUAAUGACAUGGGGAAGAAACUGGAUUUUCUUGUCGAUAUGCAUAUGCAUCAUAUGGAACAGCUGCAAAUACAAGUCGCUGAGAUAAGUCCAUUGAAAGAAACUGCUUCUCCUGCAAAGGAGAAGAGAGAAGAAAACAAGUAUUCUGAAUUAAAAACAAUAAUAUACAAAUACACUGAGCAGUGUGCUCAUGAAACUCCAUACAGCUUUCAGCAGGUUCCAGUCAACAAAGUCAGUCCUUAUGGUUUCUCAGCACAUGGUCAUGUGACUCAUUCACAACCUUUAUCAACGGGUGGGCAAAACUCUGGCAAACUGCAAGCCACACCUUCCUCAACUUCAUAUGCAGAAAGGCCAACAGUUUUGCCUAUAUUUACGUUGAUGGACUCACAGGUUAGCUACCACUCCCAAGGAGACCUGCAAAGCCCUUACUCAGACAAAGUGUCUCCAAGGCAGAGAAGGAGCUUAACAAGAGACAGCGAUACGCCAUUGUCCCUUCUCUCUGUCAACCAUGAGGAACUUGAGCGCUCCCCAAGUGGCUUCAGUAUCUCCCAAGACAGAGACGACUUUCCUUUUGGCCCCAAUGGGGGAUCUGCAUGGAUGAGAGAGAAACGUUACCUAGCAGAGGGAGAAACAGACACAGACACCGAUCCUUUUACACCAAGUGGCUCCAUGCCUUUGUCUUCAACAGGAGAUGGGAUUUCAGAUUCAAUAUGGACCCCUUCAAAUAAGCCAGUUUAAAAGUGUGUGGGGGGUUAGUCACUGGUUGACUUCUCCGUGUAAUGUAAGCAUACUUUGUAUAUCUCACUUACUCUACACCCAAAGCUUACUAGUUCAAAACACCAAUGGCUGCAUAAGAUGCAUGUGUAAUUAGUGGUAGUCAUUCUGCACCAUUUCAUACAAUUUACUAAUGCAGUUUUUUUCAUGCUACCAAAACUAAGGAGCUUAGUUUUGAGCACGGUUUGCAUGACUUUACCCUAUAUAAAUGGUACAGCUGAUUUCUUCUAUGAUACAUAUCUAUUUGAUACUCUUCAAUACAAGGUGGAUUGAUAACAGCCAAGAUAUGACGUCCUUGCUACGCUUUGUAAACUGAGCAGCAAAGUCAAAACAGUUCCAGGAGCAAUAUCAUUUUGUGGAAAUUAGAAGUCUGAAUCCAUUUUCCAAUAUAAGUAAAUCAAUUCUAUCCAACCUAGGCAAAAGGAUCUAACCUUCAAAGGGAAAAAGCUGAGUCAAAGUAAAUAACAUUACUGAAACAGUUUUGUAAACUAAAUGUUUCUCGUGAUCUGUUAUACAACUACCCAUGAAAUACAAUGCCAAAUGAAACUAGGGGUAGAUUAGUCAUUGAUAUUUAUUUACUGUAUAAAUUCCUCAAGCUACUUUGAAAAUCUCCACUAGUGGUUAUAAAAUUGCUGGAAGUGCGACUACAAUACUGUUUUGUAGAAAAAACUUUUGCCAAGCCCAUUGGUUUCUUAUGGGGACAAGGUUUCUUUCUGUUCAAAAAAAAAAAAAAUAGUAUUCAAUGUAGGUUUCAAAUUCCAGGUUUCUACUCUCCACUCUUUUAUUGACUUACAUGAUAUUAAGUAAGCUGCAUAAUGCAAGUGUGCUUCAGUUUCCCAUCUGUUAAUUCAGAGUUAUACUUACAUAUAUACAAGUUGUGAGACUCAAUUCACUAAUAUUUGUCAAGUGUUUCGAGCUCCUCAGAUGUGGAGAGUCUCACUGUUUUGUUACCUGGGGGUUCCACAGUGCAGGAAGAUGCCAGGGUUUGGCUUACAGUUUCUCUUCAAAAUGGACUGCUCCAAAUCCAUGUAUGUGUAUCAUAUUUAACAUCAAUGUACAAAUAAAUAAAUACCAUUCUUGUGUCCUGUCCCUGAGCAACAGAGGUAUAAGUAUACUCAUUAGGCCUCAGCCAAACGUUUUGCAUGAGAACUGGAAAAUGUGUUGAGGGAGAGCAAGGAAACCAUCCAGCCCACUGGGCACCGGGCAAAAAUGAAUCUGAGAUCUCACCACCACAAUGGGAAUGUAGUAUCUGCACAGCUAGUGUAAACAAUCUGUCCGAAUAUCCUAUGCAGGAUUCAUCUGAUCUUAGUUCAGGAGUCCAUGAAAUAGUGUCCAUCUGAUGUCAAAUUUUAUUUCUAUGCACUUUACAGCCGUGGAAAAAUAAUCAAUACAGUCAGUGAGCGCAGGGUACAAGAACCAAAGCAUACAUCAUCUUUAGGAUUGGAUUAAUCAGACUUUUAACUCCAUUAUCUACAAUUGCCAACUGACUUCAAAGGGAGCUGAGGGUGAUUUCCUUAGAAGUAGGCAUGUCACAGACACCCACGGUCAGUGGAUGAGGCUCUCACCUCCACCCCUUUUAUCCACGGUGCAGCCUCUCUACCAUGGCUCCUGUCCACUUCCUGUUAAGAAUCAUCCCUGCCACUCCAAAUGUCUAAUGAGUACUACCAUGGCUAGAGCACCGAUCAACAAAGACAUAAGGAUUUGACCAAAAAAGACAUUAGAAAGUGAUUUUUCUGUAGUGACUGUUUGUUAUACUGCAGCUAUACAACUGAGCACCAUUGGUACAUGCAGUUAGAGCACAAGAAAGAGAUACACCCUACUGGGAUUCUCAUGUGUAUCUGUAACUGGGUAACGCACAGGCCUGGAUAGAGUGUGCUUCGGUGAAAGACACCUUGUUGGGUUUUUCCCACUAUAGUAAACUUUGUGUUUGUUGAUUCUUUCAUACUUUUGACAUCUUAUGACAGGUAUUCCAUCCAGGCAUCUUCUAUUCUUUUCCAGAUGUAGGCAUUGCCUUCAUCUUCAUUAUUUAUUCUCUAUUUAAGAGACAUCUAAAGGAUUAGGAUCUUUGUACUCUUAAGACUGGAUCUGCUUUUUAGCUAAAAUCAUGAUACACCCUUGUGGCCCAGAUCUUUAGGGAGAAGAAAUUGCUGUAGUUACUUGAGUAAACAAAGCACACCAAUUACAGCCUUUGAAGACUGAGCUGAGUCCAUGGGGCUAUUCUGAGGUCAGUAACUAUGAUAAUACAAGAUACAAUUUUGGUAAUUAGUUAAUUGACAAAUAGUCUGUGUUUGCUGCAGUUUCAUGGCUAAACUCAAAGAGAAUAAAACUAGCUGAUGAAAGUGUAAUUCACUGUAAUUUGACAUGUUGAGAAAAAACUUUUGGCCACCAAUGAUUCUUGGAAAUACCUAUACUUUACUUGCUGUAAUCUUUUUAAUGUAAUUAUAUAUAUCAAUGGUGACUCAUAAGACUUAACCCUCAUGUGAUGAAUGAAAAAUAAUGAAAACUUAUAUUAACAUUGCUAGACUUCUUCUGAAGUUGUGUGUAAGUAUAUGGUAGACAAGCUUGUUUCAUAUUUCUAGUAUGCCAAGUGCCUGACAUUCCUACUGAUUUCAGUGGAGUUUGGCCCUUCUUAAGAUUCUUUCUAGAGAUGAGAAUUCAAAAAUCAAAACAGCCCAAAGCCAAGUGCAAUUUGAGAAAUUUGUUUGUGAAGGCCUUUGACAGUGGCUAUGCCAUGCAGUUCUCUGCUCAAUUCCCCCUCCAAUUCUUCAGUUCAGGUUUCUAAUCUCUCCUAUGCCAGGUCAUAUAAAAUGAAUAUUUUCUCAGUAUUAAACCUGCCUGAAAACCUGUAAAUCAACUCAUUAUAAAGGUACGUUCAUUUUAAGAGAAAAUCCAAGCAGAGGCAGGGAUUUGGAUCAGUCUUAUCUGCACACAAAAAUGCAGCCCUAGGGAAAUCAGGAUUUGGGCUACCCUAAAAUCUGUGCACUGUAGCAGCUGAACUGCCUCCAAGUUUGCAUUUGCAAUGGGCUGUACGCACCAAUUUACCAUAAGUAGGUUAAAAACACAGGGCCAGGUGUCUGUAGUUACAUCAUGAAAUAUUUAAUGACAUGCUAAGUGACCAGUUAGGGCCUGCUUCAUCCUAAAUGUGCUGGUGGCAAGUUCACUAAGGCUGUGUACAGUGGGCAUCUCUGGGUCCUCUGGAAAAUACACUAGGGGAGGGUCAAGUAUGGUCUUACUAGCUUAUUUUAUUAUUUAUGUUACCCAACACACUUAUUUCCAUUGAAACCAGUCACUGGUCACUUCAGAAGGGCGAUGUGCUCAGCAGCACUGUCAUCCUAGAUCAUCUGGAUUAAAAAAAAAAAAAAACACAGAGUGCAUUCAUUCUGUUCUUUGUGUUGGCAAUGUAAAUGUGUCUAGAUAUCACCAGUAAGGUGAGACCUGGAAAUCUUC
Messenger RNA from Cygnus olor (mute swan), 6108 nucleotides. RefSeq names its product potassium voltage-gated channel subfamily Q member 3 (gene KCNQ3). The transcript has 16 exons. The record is from RefSeq and is a predicted model, not a curated record. Gene Ontology annotation, cellular component: membrane. Bases 1 to 2625 code for a protein of 874 amino acids. Gene Ontology annotation, molecular function: voltage-gated potassium channel activity. Lineage: Eukaryota; Metazoa; Chordata; Aves; Anseriformes; Anatidae. Gene Ontology annotation, biological process: transmembrane transport; potassium ion transport.